Molecule: messenger RNA, 543 nt
Organism: Drosophila bipectinata
Lineage: Eukaryota; Metazoa; Arthropoda; Insecta; Diptera; Drosophilidae
Source: RefSeq, a predicted model, not a curated record
CACUCUUGGCCGCCACCAUGCAUACACCAGCGUCCACAGCUCUUGGCCUUGUGCUCGUCCUGCCACUGGUCCUGAUGCAACAGCAGCAGGACACACAAACCAUUAACUGGUUGGCCCAAAUAGAACUGGAGUUUCAGGAGCAGCCGGACAAGUUGGCCUAUUGCCGAAGCCUUCAGGAACAGAAUUUCCAGCAGCAACUGCAAAUACCUCUUCGGCACACGAGUUGCGGUGAAAUCUUAAACCAUCAAACGGACGUGAUGAGUGAACUGUUGAUAGAGACCGAGCCCCGUUGUUGGCCGGGUUGGAGAUUCAUAGGCAGACGCUGUCGAAAGGUGGCCUAAAGCUGAUAUGUUUAAGAACAAUGAAACUUUAAGUUAGGAUCACUUUCUUGUGUAUAAGUUUAUUAGCUUAUAUAAAGGACUUUACUAAAGAAAAUGUAAAACAAAAUGGAUGGAAACCGGUACACAUGUUCAUGAUUUUUGACUUGAUUUCAGGUUCUUGGCCAUAAAACUCAAGCAUCCAUCAUAUACUCAUGUGUUAACC